AACCCAAAUUAACAAAAGAGAUCCUGAAUAACAGUAAUAGUAACAGUAAGCAAGCAUUAUUAACCAUCAUCAUCAUCCUUGUUCCUAGCACAAACUUUACCCAACGAUUCCAUUUACUGCUGCUACUACCGCCCAAAAGUUAUCUUCCGCAAAUUCCACCCUUUCGAUUCACAUUCUCUCUCUCAAACCUGCUUUCUCAAACACCCAUGUGGAGAGGGUGAGGAGCAGAAGAAACCCUUCAAAUGGAAAAACUCUGAAAUUAGGGUUUUGGUUUCCCCCAAAGGGAGAGAAGGAAAAAAGAAAGAAGGAAGGAGGGAGGGGAUGAUGAAACGGCUGUUGGGUGGGCCCGGGACGAUUAGCGGGUUCCUGUUGAGGUUCGGCCAAUGCGCCUUCGGUGCCGCUUCGAUUGCUAUUAUGGUCACUUCCUUUGGCUUCUCUAGCUACACCGCUUUCUGUUUAAAAAAUGUCAUCUCUCAUCUUGGAUCGUGCUAUUUAAUUGCAUCAAUGGGACUUCAAGUGCUCUGGAGCUUUGGACUCGCAUGCCUUGAUAUUUAUGCUUUGAGGAGAAAGAGAGACCUACAAAAUCCAAUUCUUGUCAGCCUGUUUGUUGUUGGUGAUUGGGUAACAGCGACUUUGUCACUUGCUGCCGCAUGCUCAUCAGCUGGAAUCGUAGUAUUAUAUGCAAGAGACCUGACUGUAUGUGCGACUAGUAAGCGUCUCACGUGCAACAGGUACCAGGUUUCUGUAGCCAUGGCUUUUCUCACCUGGGUUCUCACAGCGAUGUCAUCGCAUGUGAUGUUCUGGAUCUUGGCCUCAGUCUAGCUUGACGUAUUUUCUUUGCUAGACACAAGAGACCAACAUAGAUAUCACCGUAUCUUUGAUAGCUCUUGUAAAUUUUGAUGUAUCAUUACCUGUCAUGACAUGUGGGCAAAAUAUUCCCUCUUGUCCCUUCUCAAAACUUUGAUUGAUUUUCCAUUUUUCAAUCUUGCCGCGCACGCCUUUCUAAGUCUAGAUAUAGAUUCUGGUUAAAUGUAAGCCUUGGACAUGAUCUGUAAACUUCCCUAUUGUAGCCAAGAUGUUCUCUUUGUGCUGGGUGCAUGCGGUUGUAUAUAUUCUUGUUUUUUUCUUUUUUGUCUACAAUGACGGCAUUGAAAAUUAAACCUAAAUCUUCAG
This is a messenger RNA of Glycine soja, 1173 nucleotides long. Its product is annotated as CASP-like protein 5B2. The record is from RefSeq and is a predicted model, not a curated record. The transcript is spliced from 4 exons. Lineage: Eukaryota; Viridiplantae; Streptophyta; Magnoliopsida; Fabales; Fabaceae. Gene Ontology annotation, cellular component: membrane. Bases 322 to 822 code for a protein of 166 amino acids.